Molecule: messenger RNA, 1443 nt
Organism: Cajanus cajan (pigeon pea)
Lineage: Eukaryota; Viridiplantae; Streptophyta; Magnoliopsida; Fabales; Fabaceae
Product: pectinesterase PPME1
Biological process (GO): pectin catabolic process; cell wall modification
Molecular function (GO): pectinesterase activity
Source: RefSeq, a predicted model, not a curated record
AUAACCUAUUAACCUAAGAAAUAAAUUCAAAAGGGAAAAAGUAGAAAUAUGACCUCGAAAAUCUCUACAAUUCAAGUGACUCUCCUAUUAGCCUACCUAACAACCCAAGUUGUUUUAUCUGAUGACAAUGUGCCAAUACCAGCUAACAAGGCAGAAUUGGACUCAUGGUUUAAAACUAAUGUGGGGCCUUUAGAUCAAAGAAAGACAACCUUGGACCCAAAAUUGGUGGCCGCUGAAGAAGGUGCUAAGGUUGUCAAGGUAAUGAAAGAUGGUAGUGGAGAAUUUAAAACCAUCACUGAUGCCAUUAAGAGUGUGCCUGAUGGGAACACCAAGCGUGUAAUUUUUUACAUUGGAGCUGGAAAUUAUAAUGAAAAAAUCAAAAUUGAGAAAACAAAGCCUUUCAUAACCUUGUAUGGGUCACCACAGAAUAUGCCAAACAUAACCUUUGCAGGAACGGCUAAAACAUAUGGAACUGUUGAUAGCGCUACAUUAAUUGUUGAAUCAGAUUACUUUGUGGCAGCUAACAUCAUUAUCUCGAACUCUGCACCUAGACCUGACGGAAAAAUGGUAGGAGCUCAAGCAGUUGCAUUGAGGAUUUCUGGUGACAAAGCAACAUUUUAUAAUUGCAAGUUUUAUGGCUUCCAAGACACAGUGUGUGAUGAUAGGAAUAAACAUUUUUUCAAAGACUGCGUAAUUCAUGGCACUAUGGAUUAUAUUUUUGGAAGUGGGAAGUCACUAUAUUUGAAGAAUGAGUUGAGAACACUUGGCGAGGAUAAGGUUACAGUUAUAGUGGCACAAGCAAGAAAAAGUGAGACAGAGGACAAUGCUUACAUAUUUGUACAUUGUGACGUUACUGGAACUGGGAAUGAAACUUUCUUAGGGAGAGCAUGGAUGACUCAUCCAAAAGUGGUCUUUGCUUACUCAACCAUGAGUAACGUUGUAAAAAAAGAAGGAUGGAGUAACAAUAAUAACCCUGCAGCUGACAAAACUGUACGAUUUGGAGAGUAUAAGAACACAGGACCUGGUGCAGAUCCCAAAGGUCGUUCUCCUUUAGCUCAUCAACUAACUGAUGAGGAGGUCAAACCUUACAUAACUCUUGGUGUGAUUGAAGGAUCCAAAUGGCUACUUCCUCCUCCAACUCCCAAAAUAUGAUUAAGUACUGUAUGUUUAUAUAUGGCUUAAGGAAUGGCCAUGUGCCCCACAUUUUUGUGGAUGGUGAAUUUGGAAAAUUGUAUUCUAGUUAAGCAUUAAAUUGCUCAAGUUAUUUAAUUUUGUUGACUUAUAAAUUUUUUCUUUCAAAUUGGACAUUUUAAAAUUAAGUGAGGUCCUUGUAAAAACUUAGAUUAGUUGAUAUAUAAGUCAUGUAUUUAGGUGUUGAUGCACACCAUCAUAACACCCUUGUCAAAAAUAAAUAAAAGAUCAAUAUGAUUAUUAUAACUUCAA